AUGGCAUUUGACAUCAGUUGGGACGUAAAUAAAUAUAAAGAGGACCACGAAUGCGAAGAGCAUUGGUUAUUGCGGAAAGCCUUUAUAGAAAAAUGGAAAAGUGAUUAUCCUGAGGAGAGGUUGAUUUGUAUGGCUCGUGUUUUCGCUAAUAUGGAAUUUAUGGGGUGCAGAUAUCCCGUGGAAGUAAUGCAAGAGGUUGCUAGGCUAUCUCAUGAUAUUGUGCAAAAUUAUAGAAAAUCAAAAAAAUCAAAACUACAGAGGACUUUUGUAUCAGCAUCUGAUGCAGCAGAAGACAGGGCUAAAGGCAUAAAAAGGGAAGGUGGUGUGAUAAAGGACAGCUCUUUGGCUAAAACAGCAAAAAUUAAUUUUGUUCGUCAAGGACAAGACGAGUCAGAUCUUGAUCCAAAUAGUGAUAGUGAAAAAACAAAUGAAGUAACGAAAGCAAUUGAAUGUAAAACGGACAAACCAAUUUCAAAUAUAGAAGAAGAAAAAUUGAGUUCAGACAUAUCCGACCCGUAUAACUAUUUGCAGGAAAUGCUGGAACUAGAAUGCUUAGAUUAUAAAGACUUUUCAGAAGAAAUGUUCAAUACCAAGUAUGGUAGAAUGGUUCUUUUGAUUCGGCCGUGGGUCAACAAAUUAAGUAACAUACAAGCGAGCUGUCAAGCGUGCCGCUUGCAGCUGAGCAGCACGUACGAGCAGAACACGUUCUCCCUGUACAUCGGCGGGCGGCUGGUGGGCGCGGCGCGGGCGGACACGCGCGCGGCGGCGCGGGCGCUGCUCGAGCGGGACGCGUGGGAUCGGCUCCGGCGCGAGACGGUGAGCGUGCUGGUGAAGCAGCUAUGGGUGGCGGAAGGCGCGCGGGUGUGCGCGCGCGACGUGGCCGCGCCCGCCGCCGCCCCCGGCCUCGUCCCCGCCGCCGCCGCCGGCAGCGACGUCGCCGUCAAGAUGAUGAAGCUAAUGGGGUGGAAGGGCGGCGGGCUGGGCGCGGACGCUAGCGGCAUCGCGGAGCCCAUACAGCCUCACAUACAGAUGGUGAGCCGCGCCGGCCUGGGCAGCGGCGGCGGCGGGGGCGGCGGCCUGCAGCGGCUGCGGGCGGCGGGCGCGCGGCUGAUGGCGCAGUUCGCGGCCGGCGCGGCGUUGGACGUGGACCUGGUGUUCAGCGAGGAGUUCGACAAGGCGGAGCGCGAGGCGCUGCACCGCGCCGCGCGCGCCGCCGGCCUGCUCUCGCGCAGCUACGGCGACGGGGACAGCAGGUUCCUGGUGGUGAGGAGGAAGCUGGACCCGUUCUCGCUGGUGCGCGGCGCGCUGCGCGGCGGCGGCGACACGCGCAAGCACCGCGUGUUCCUGCCCAGCGCGCUGCGUGCGGCGGCGUCUACU
Messenger RNA from Brenthis ino (lesser marbled fritillary), 1377 nucleotides. The record is from the annotation of a GenBank genome assembly. Lineage: Eukaryota; Metazoa; Arthropoda; Insecta; Lepidoptera; Nymphalidae.